AUGUAUCCUGAGAGAUUGUGUACCGAGGCAGAUAGCGAAGAUGUACAUUGGGUGGGAACCAUGUUCUAUAACCAGAUGUAUUUCCAUGCUGUUGUUUCCGCGACCGAAGCCUUUUUCAACACACCGGGAGAAGGUAGACGUCUACUGAAAUCCCAAGACCAUUCUUUGAUGGCAGUUCAGCUUCUGCAGAACAAAGUAUCUGAGGAGAACAUGACAGAUUCUGCUUCAGAUACGACUAUCAUGUCUGUUCUCUUAUUAGCCGUUGCGGCGGAGAUGGCUGGCGAUCUACCAACGGUUGAUCGUCAUCUCCGGGGUCUGAAGAGAAUGAUUGAUAUGAGGGGUGGAUUCCAACUAUUGCAGACAGAAGUACCCGAUCUGCUUGCCAAGAUUUGUCGCAGGAUCGAUCUCGCCCUUGCCGUGAGAACAUGGAGAGGUCCCGUGUUUUUCCACGACUCAAUUUCUUGGACCCCGUAUCUGAUGUCCAACUGCCGAGGAAGCGGAGAGAGUGACGCUGCCGAAACUCGCCUGGCUUCAUGGAUCAGCACACUAGAAUACAGGCUACGGAUAGUAUGGGAAGACCUCGUCGAGUUUUGCUCAAUGAGUAACUCGGCAUCUCAAAGAAAUCAGAAGAUGCCUCGAAAUACAUUUAGCGAGAUUCUGCUUUCUCUAGUAUAUCGAUUGUUGAAUCUUUCUUACGAAUUAGACUCUGCAGAGGAAAGUAUUCGCCUUGGCAUGCUGGCAUACACAUCGAUGAUGUUCCUCCAAUGGCAUAACCAUAUGGUCGAAUUUUAUCACCUGCGGUGCAUGCUAGGAGCGACGUUGAGGAAUCUCGACAAUGAAGAUCCCGGGGCUUCUCUGCCAGUGAAAUUAUGGCUCUUCUUCACGUGGCAUAUGCUGCAGCCUCCAGAAUGCGAGUAUCGACAACUGGAUAUCUGGUUUGAGAGACUUCUACGUGCUGGUGGUCUGUCGGCCUGGUGUGAAGUACGGCAAUUACUUCGAUCAACAGCAUGGAUUGAUCACAUCAACGAGGUUGAUGGGGAGAAGAUAUAUAGCCGCACAAUGAGGCGGGUAUCGCAACGAUAG
This is a messenger RNA of Clonostachys solani, 1083 nucleotides long. Lineage: Eukaryota; Fungi; Ascomycota; Sordariomycetes; Hypocreales; Bionectriaceae. The record is from the annotation of a GenBank genome assembly.